This is a messenger RNA of Macrosiphum euphorbiae (potato aphid), 996 nucleotides long. Lineage: Eukaryota; Metazoa; Arthropoda; Insecta; Hemiptera; Aphididae. The record is from the annotation of a GenBank genome assembly.
AUGUUGUGGUUAGGAAAUAUAAAAGGAUCACCCAUUUCUGUUCGUUUACAAAACCAAAAAGUACAAGAAGUAUCAGGUAAUUUGUUGUUUUUAAAAUCUUCUAUGACUUCUGAUUUUUCUAGAUUUCCCAGAGGGUUAAACGAAGUUCCUAGAUGGAAAGCCACUGAAUUUAGACUAUUUCUUCUUUAUAUUGGUCCUAUAGUCUUAAAAGAUAUUCUUAACAAUGAAUGCUAUUUACAUUUCAUGUGUUUGCAUAUUUGCUUUAGGAUUCUUCUAGUUAAAAAUAGCAGUGAUGAACUUGUUGGAUUUGUAGAAAAACUAUUGUCAUAUUUCGUUCAAAAAUUUGGUAUAAUUUACGGACAGAAAUUUAUGUCUCACAACGUACAUGGGCUUCUUCAUAUUGUUGAUGACUACAAACAAUUUGGUCCUUUAGAUGAAUUAUCUUCUUUUCCUUUUGAAAACUAUAUGAAGUCCCUAAAAAAAAUGGUUCGUAAACAUAAAAAACCUUUGGAACAAGUCAUUAAGCGAUACCAAGAACUUCUUGAGUUUAGUAAUAAACCUCCUAUAUCUAAUUUAUUGCCUCAUAAUUCUAUUGAGUAUAAGAAACCUCAUAAUAAUGGGCCGAUAUUGGGCAAUGUUACUUCACAAUUCCAAAUUGUCAUCGUCAAUUAUGAUGUUAAAAUUAAAACUAACUCAAUUACAGAUUGUUUUAUUGGCUUUUCAAAAGAAGGGAUAUUGCAUAUUUAUAAAGUCUUAAAUAUUUGUUGUAAUCAUAUAACAGGAUUAAAUUUUUUUGUCGCCAAGGAAUUCAAUAAUAUUGAACCGUUUUAUGACAAACCGAUAAAUAGUUUAAAACUGGGAGUAGCAUAUGUUUCAAAUUUAUCAGAAAAUAUUGUACCUAUUACUAUUAGUCACUCGUUUCAAAAAUAUAUAGUUUUCAAUUUUCAUAAUAAUAAGCAAAUUGCGUUACCAAUCCUACAUUCAUUAAAUAACUAA